Pseudozyma flocculosa PF-1 is the source of this 927-nucleotide messenger RNA. RefSeq lists its product as uncharacterized. The record is from RefSeq and is a predicted model, not a curated record. The transcript has 2 exons. NCBI's taxonomy places the organism in Eukaryota, Fungi, Basidiomycota, Ustilaginomycetes, Ustilaginales, Ustilaginaceae. Bases 1 to 927 code for a protein of 308 amino acids.
AUGAGCACGUCGAAACGCAGCUCCCCUCCACCCUCACCCGCCUUUUUGCAUCGACACAAACGAGCACGCCACUCGCCCUCGCCACCUGCUGCCUCGACCGCGAGGAGUUCGACCUCAACGUCGACGGACCUGUUUGCGAUAGCAGCACGGAUCCGGGCGGAUCGAAGGGAGCGGGACGAGUACCUGGAGCGGCAGCACCUUGCAGACCUCGCCGCAGAGGAUGGCUCCGAGUGGCGCAGCGCGGGCGUAGGUGCGUUUGGAGCGGGGAGCGGCGCGAUGGACGACAUGGACGAGGAAGAGUACACCGAGUUCGUACGAACAUCCUCCACCGCCUCCCACGAUCGCGAUCGCGGCAAAGAGAGGGGGUACGAGAAGACGGCAGAGGAGCGCGAGGCCAAACGACACCGGCGGGCGUGGAAGCGGUACAUGAGGCGGUGGGAUCAGGUCGUCUCGCUCUCCGCCCUCCUCAAGCAGGAGCGAGGAAGGGAGGAGGAGGGGCAGAGGAAGAGGUGGUGGGACCUUCCCUGGCCCCUCGCUUCUCUCCUCUCCAGCUCGACAUCGACGUCGCACCGCGAGCGCGCCGACAGGCCGAGCAACCUCAUCGGCCCUUCCCUCCCUGCACCGCGCCACCAUCCCCCGUCCUCGAGGCACAACGAGCAACAAGAGGAGGAGAUCACACCACCCGCCAUUGCCAACUUCCUCUUCUGCCAUCCCUCCAUCUCCUCCGCCUCAUCGUCGAGCGACGUGAAGAGGGCAAAGGAAAACCUCCUGCGCGCCACGAUACGAGCCUACCACCCGGAUCGCUCCGCGGCCACCCUGCUCGCCGUCGCCGAUCCCACGGAUAGGGACAGGGUGCAGACCAUGAUCCUCGCCGUCUCGCAGGGUCUCAACUCGUUGCUGGAGCAGGUCAGGAAUGGCACGGCAUGA